Messenger RNA from Solanum dulcamara, 4071 nucleotides. RefSeq names its product protein ALTERED PHOSPHATE STARVATION RESPONSE 1-like. The record is from RefSeq and is a predicted model, not a curated record. The transcript has 4 exons. Lineage: Eukaryota; Viridiplantae; Streptophyta; Magnoliopsida; Solanales; Solanaceae. Bases 394 to 3096 code for a protein of 900 amino acids.
AUUCAAUAGAAGUGACAUGUAAAAUAGUAAGCAAUAUUCAUCUUUUCCUAAUUGUUGAAAAGGAAAAAACAGAGUAUAUUUCACAUUCACCAGGCUUCGUCGGAGCAGCCAUUUUUUUCUUAUCUUCCUAUAAACGGACGAAAUCUGUGCUGGCAAAGAUUCCAUCUUUGUCCCUCUAACACUUUGGGGUGGUUGGGUAAGUGAUGCUUCUUUCUCUUUACCCUUCAUUCGUUGAUCCAUCCCUCUCUGUUUCUCCACUAAUUCUCUCACUCUACCAUCACCAUGACUUGUUUCUUUAUCUCCCUAAUUCCCCUUUUUUUUAUUAAAUAAUCGUUAAUUCCCUUUUCUUGUUUAAGAAUUCCCCAAUUUUUAAUUACUCAUUUUCUUGGAAUUAUGGGGUGCGCAACGUCUAAGCAUGAUGACUUGCCGGCGGUGGCUCUAUGUCGUGAACGUUGCACCUUUUUAGAUCAAGCCAUUCACCACCGUUACGCUUUUGCUGAAGCCCAUGUAGCUUAUCUUCACUCUUUGAAAUCCGUCGGCGGUUCUCUUCAUCGGUUUUUCGAACAUGAUCUCGAUCUUUCUACUUCAUCCUCUGGUAGUCCUCUUUCUCCGAUUCUCAAUCUCCCCGCUCAUCGGAAAGGUGAACUUCCAGAAUCUUCCACUGCCCUUCCUCAUCCAGUUAAAAAACCUGCUGCUGCCAUUCACCACCGUCACGAUUCUCACUCUAGUUCCGGUUCACACCUUCACUUCCACUCUGAAUCGGAGGAAGAUGAUGACUCCGGUUCCGAGUCUUUGCAUCACCAUACGGAGACCCCUACUCAUGGUAAUCAGUAUGGUCAGUUCACUUAUGCUGAUCAUGAAACCCUAGGAUUCGGAGCACCACCACAUCAAGUUGGUGGGGGUGGGGGAUUCGGAGCACCAUAUCAAGUCGGUGGGGGUGGUGGUGGAUUCGGAGCACCAUAUCAAGUCGGUGGGGGUGGUGGGUUCGGACCACCAUAUCAAGUCGGUGGUGGUGGGUUCGGGCCACCAUAUCAAGUCGGCGAGGCUGGUAGUGGGUACGGAGCACCAUAUCAAGUUGGUGGUGGUGGUGGUGGUGGGUUUAUGCAUAUGAAUUACAUGAGGAAGCAGACGACGCCCUCGGUGACUUAUCAUCAACGACCCAUAAGUCCGGAGACUGUUCGAAUGGGUGAAGCGUCUUCUUCCUAUUACCCUUCUCCAUAUCCCAAUAGUAAUAACCCUAAUUCUUACAACAACUAUCCGAAUUAUCCCAAUUACGGUGGCGAGUUUUUUUCCUCGUCGAUUCAAAGGCCGUACGGUGUUUCAUCUCAGCCGGUGCCGUCUGGAGCUGGGCCUUCAUCAGCGCCGUCAACUUCGAAACCGCCUCCCCCUCCGCCCUCUCCACCGAGGAGCUCACCUUGGGAUUUUCUGAACCCUUUUGAGACUUUUGAAAGCAAUAAUUACCCUACACCAUAUACGCCAAGCCGAGACUCCAGAGAGGUGAGGGAAGAAGAAGGUAUCCCUGAUUUGGAAGACGAGGACUUUGAGCACGAGGUUGUUAAGGAAGUUCACGGACAUCAGAAGUUUGUCGAAGGGGAAAGCGAAGGCCAUGGAGGGAACCAUUCAAAAGCAGUGGCAGAGGAGGAGAGAGAGAAGCAAAGUGAUUCGGAGUCGUUAUACCAUGGGAGGCCAAGUGCAUCAAUGGAGAAUGAGCAGGUGGAGUUUGAGGUACACGUUGUGGAUAAGAAAGUGGUAGAUGAAGAAGAAAAGUCAGGGCAUGGGGGAAAUGUUACUGGGUUCAAAGCUCGUGCAUUCAAGGACGACUCAGAUGUUGUGAAAGAGAUUCAGGUUCAAUUUGAGCUAGCUUCUGAAUCUGGAAAUGAGCUUGUUAAGAUGCUGGAGGUUGGAAAGCUUCCCCACAAUCGUAAGAACGCCACAUAUCAAGUGUCUUCCAAGAUGUUGCAUGCAAUUUCACCUUCAUUAUCCGUAGUGUCAUCACAACCUUCUACGUCAAAGAAUGCCGCAAUUCAGAAUACUGAUCCUGCUGCUUCAGACGUGGAAGGAGAUGUUAGUUUAAGGUACAAGAACCUUUCGUCAACGUUAAACAAGCUGUACCUCUGGGAGAAGAAACUGUAUCAGGAGGUUAAGUCUGAGGAGAAGAUAAGGGUGCUUCAUGAAAGGAAGUCUGAAAAGCUGAAGCGAUUAGAUCAAAAGGGUGCUGAGGCUCACAAGCUCGACAUGACAAGACAAUUGGUUAGAAGUCUCUCCACAAAAAUUAGAAUUGCGAUUCAGGUUGUCGAUAAGAUCUCUGAGAAGAUAAACAAGAUGAGGGAUGAAGAGUUAUGGCCGCAACUGAAUGUACUUAUUCAGGGGUUAAGUAAAAUGUGGAAAGGCAUGCUUGAGUGUCAUCGUAACCAAUGCCAGGCUAUUGGAGAAGCCAAAAAAUUAGAUGCCAUUGCAUCUCACAAACACUUGAGUGAUGCUCAUCUUGAAGCCACUCUGCAGCUUGAACAUGAGCUUUUGAACUGGACUUUGAGAUUCUCUUGCUGGGUGAAUGCACAGAAGGGCUAUGUGAGAGCACUAAACACUUGGCUCAUGAAAUGUCUUCUGUAUGUGCCCGAGGAAACAGCCGAUGGAAGAGUUCCCUUUUCUCCAGGCAGGAUUGGUGCUCCCCCAAUUUUUGUUAUCUGUAAUCAGUGGUCACAAACCAUUGAAGGAGUUUCUGAGAAAGAGGUUAUUGACUGUAUGCGAGAUUUCGCAUCAAAUGUCCUUCAGCUAUGGAAGCGAGAUAAACAUGAAAUGCGGCAAAGGAUGAUGGUGCACAAGGAUAUGGAGAGAAAAGUGAAGAACCUUGAGAGGGAGGACCAGAAGAUACAAAAGGGGAUUCAUGCACUGGACAAAAGAAUAGUAUUCAUUUCUGGGGAUGAAACUGGUCUCUCAUUAAAUAGGCAUGUCGUUUACCAGAGUGACACAAGCAAAAAUAGUAGCCUUCAGGUUGGUCUGAGACAUAUUUUUGAGGCCAUGGAAAGGUUUACUGCCAAAUCCUUGAAGGUUUACGAGGAGCUUUUGCAACGCAUUGAAGAGGAUGAUCUGGCUUGAAGAGCAUGAGAAAUUGGUCUAGCACUACCUUUAGAAGGUUAUGUCUUCUGGGUGCCUGUUAUUAUGCUACUGUUGGAGGUUAUUGAACUUCCAGACAGGGGACAAUGUGAAAUGGAGCAACAGAAACCUUGUUGGCUUUCUCUGCUCUUGCUGUAGCAUCAUCACAGCCUUGAUCAGUCUCAGUGGGGAACCGGGGUUUAUGGCAGAUGUAUUGCCUGAUGAUGUGCCUUUUGAGGUUGUUGCAGCGGGAUAUUUUUGCCUAUGUCAGAACAGAGAUUCUUGAAUCUUCAAUUUUAGAAGUCUCCUUGGGUCUUGAAUAUUGCAGUGAUUGAUACAUCAGCAAGUACCCUGUUUUUUCAGGGGUAGGGCUCCAACGAGGGGAUUAAACCUAGGAUAGGCACCAAUCCUCAAGUCAUUAAUGUGCUUACCGGAGGGGACCUGAGCUAGUGGAGAUGUAUAUAUUACUAAAUGUCAUGCCUCUGUUAAAUGUGAGUAUUUAUGACCUUGGCGCUAAGUGGCAUGGUGGUAGUUCGCCCCAUUGGCUCCACUGAGGCUUCAAGUGUGCCCUACAUGGUGGCCAGCUGAUCCCUGUGGCAACUUUGGUAGCCACCGACUAAAUUGAGCCAGACCGGGAACUCUGUGCUACUGGAGCUGCUAUUGGGUUGGUAUUUUGAGAAAAUGAUUGUUAGAGAUAUCGGAGCUGUGUCAGGCCAUGUUCAUAUACAGAUGAGCAGCAUUCUUGUGAUAAUUGCAAAUAAGCAAGGGUGGCAUCUAGUGGUGGCAAAUGGGCGGGUUGAAAAUGGGUCAACAUAAAAUGGGUAAUAAUUCAACCCGCCCAUAUUUUUAUAUGGGUAAAAAUGGGUUGGGUAACAAAUGGGUUGGGUAAAAUACUAGUUUACCCAUAUUUAUCAAUAUUUUAAUGAGUAAAGAGUACUUUACUUUAUAAUUCAAUAUGGAGAAAAUAUUAUAAUCUUA